Messenger RNA from Helicoverpa zea (corn earworm), 6708 nucleotides. RefSeq lists its product as uncharacterized. Gene Ontology annotation, molecular function: DNA binding; nucleosome binding. Gene Ontology annotation, cellular component: nucleus. The record is from RefSeq and is a predicted model, not a curated record. The coding region runs from base 239 to 2773 and encodes 844 amino acids. Lineage: Eukaryota; Metazoa; Arthropoda; Insecta; Lepidoptera; Noctuidae. The transcript is spliced from 9 exons.
UCUAGCAACUCAAGGAACUGUCGCCCCUUCCCCCGUCAACCCUCCCAGUCCCCUAUACAGCUUUCAAAGCUUAUCUUUCUGUUGAAUGGAAAUAUAAAAUAAAAGCAGUGAAAUCUUUGAUAAAAUAGAAUAUUCUGUAUGAAAUUGAUACUGUGCUGUGAUCGAUGUGCGUCGUGAAUGAUUUCUUGUGCGUUUUAAUAUGAAAAUCAAACAGAACAGCCUAUGACAGCAAUUCGAAAUGGUGGUGCAAAAGAAUUGGAAUAACGUUGAUACAUCGCACCAAAAUCCAGCUCCUGAGAGCUCCAGUGAUACAUGGGGAUUCCAGGCGCCUUCUAAAUCAGUUAACGUUCGUCCUAACACACCCGUAGCCAACAUGCAAGCUAAACAACCAGUAACCCGGCAGAUUGCCAUUAAUACACUGGCAGCUAUGCAUAGACGGUUCAGUCUGCCUGGACCAGUGCAGCCACAUUCCAGACCCAUUGCCGAGUUCAGGGCCAGUGCUAACAAGUCUCUAGACAUGUUACGACAAACCAUUCAGUCAGCGGUCACAAGAGAGAUUGACCAAGUGAUCAAGAAAUACUUAGAAAAAUUCUUUGUACCAGCUGUCAACAAUAUAAGAUUGAAUCUGGGAGAUGAAUCUGUUAGUGAAGAUCAGGUUCGAGCGGUGUGCCGUGCAAUGUUGGAUGCGACUCGUUUAUUGUACACCACACCUCCAAAGCCCGCUCAGUCACCAUAUGAGACUAGUGACUCGGAUUCCAGUAAUGGGCUGGAUUCUAAACUUGUCAAACAGCCUAAUUUACAGAGCCCCUGUCAAAAGAGGAAGGAUUCAGAAAACGAUAUAGACCUUGGCAUAAAGCGUAAGAAGAUCAAACAAGAGGACACCACAGACAGUGCGUCAUCAUCGCCAUUACCAUCACCUGCUCUCCGAGACCCUGAGAAGUGGAAUCCUGCACGAUUGACUCAAGAGACAUUGUUUAUUAUGGGAUCUCAUGCUCAUAAAGUUUUAGGCUUGGGUAACUCUAGGGGUCGCUUAUACACCAGACAUGCUGGCCUGCUCAGAUAUCCUGCUGAUUCUUCAGACAAGGAAUGGAUCGCUAGUCAUAACUUAGUCAAUGCUGUUGGCGGGAAAACGUACAUCAUGGUAUUGGAAGAUAUUGAAGAAUUAGCUAACAGUGAUGCUUACAAACACAAUUCACUCCCCAUGUUAGGAGAGCUAACAGGCUUCAAAGUUCCUCUGUUCAUGCUGAGGAAAAUAAAGGCUUAUGUUCUUAAAAGAGCUCUCAGCGGCGACAUAAGUAACGCCAACAGCCCACAGCCAUGCACAAGUAACAUUCAAGAAGAAGAAAAAUAUAAGAUAGAAGACAUCAAGGUUGAACCAAAUCAUGAUAAUUUUGAUAGUAACAGUUUUGAUGCGAGCCAAUACAUUGGCAAUGGAGAAAACACUAGAGAUUUCUCAGAUGUACCAAUGUUAAAGGAAGAUACAGACUUUGCAGACAUAAAAGUUGAGGAUAUGGAUGACAUGAAAGUGGGGGGAAUAAAAGUUGAGGAUUUAGAUGAAAUAAAAAUGGAAGAAAUGAAGGACGAUGAUGUGGAUCUCAAUAAUAUUAAAGUAGAGAACAUUGAUGACUUAGAUGUUGAGGGCAUCAAAGUGGAGGAUAUAAAGUUAGAGAAUGAUGACUUCUCACUGUGUAAAGAUUCUGAAGAUGGUCAGAAUCAUUUGGUUGAUGGCUUAUUGGAGUCUGACAUAGAGUUUUUGAGCCGAAACUUGGGGAAUAUUGAGAGUGAUGCUGACGCGAGAAAGACAAUAGAGAAGCUGACUGGAGCCAACCCAGAUACAAUUACCUUAGUGGGCGAUGAAUUUGAUUUGGGAACUACCUUGAAUACUAGCAACUUCUCCGUUAACCAAACAAAAUGCAUCACGGUAGCAUCAACCACGAGUGGCAUGGUGCACAGUGUACCAGUGGCCCACUUGGCACCUCCUCGCAUCACUGGGAGUACCGUACAUUACUACACCAGCUCAAACAUUCCGUCUGCUGGCCAGCGGACCGUUCACCAUCUGCCGCAAGCCACAGUCACUAUACAAAACAUACCUGGUACUACGUCGCAGGUUAUACGCGGAAUACCAAUCAACACCAAAUCUGGUACAUUCAGCACAGUCAUGUCGCAAGGUACGGCGAGCACAAUCAUAGGCUUCGGAACUCGCACGUCCAACGCGACCAUCAUCGGCACCCCGCAGUAUGUCAACGUCAGUUCUAAGUCCUUCCCCACGGGAAACAUUCUACACAACGCCAUAGUUUCACGGAACAUUAUCAACCGAAACAACCUCUCGGCCCCAGCUUCGAGCGCCACUUUCAACGUGACAGCAGUCCGGCCCGUACUCCACACGUCAACCCCAAAGAUAAGUACAGUCGUCACCGCAAGUUCCAGCGAUUUCGAUAGCAUUUCUACCACCAAAGAUAUGAUUGACAAUGCAUGUAAUUCCUCUGUUAUGUUGAAGAAGGUUCUGACUCUAGGCAGCGCGGGCGCUACCAAGUCGUUCAUGAUGCACAAUACGCAAAAGGUACUUUCGACUGGCUUCGCAAAUGGUGUGACUCCGCCACCAAAUGUUACUAUUGUCAGUUCAGGCACCAGCGGCGGAAUGCUAAACAAUAAUAAUGUGGGACAUUCAUCGGGUAAUAUCGUAAGUCCUACAUCUGGUACCUUAAGCGCUACACAUGCUACUCUUUCAGCUUUGUUGGCGUCCAACGGCGAAAACUCUCCAAAAAAUAAAUAAGUUCCAUUUCCCAUUCCAUAAUAGUGAAUCUUACUGAUCUCAUUGAUAAUUUAUAAGUAAUUAAUCUUGUAACUUAAUCAACGGUAUAGUAUCUAAAUAAUAAUUAAAAAAUCAUAUUUUUGUCUGUCAGGUGGAGUAGAGUAAAAUACCGAAUAGUAGUAGUAGUGUAUAAAAUAACCAGCAUACUGCCUGUUUUAAAAUCGUUUUCUUAAAUCCACACAAACUAAGUUGGCCAUAAACUAAAAUAUGAACUUGUCAAUCCUACGUGUACGUAAGUGGCAGGGUGUAAGGAAUGGAUUGUGUUGUGAAUAUUUUCAUGUGGCCUAUACAAAAAAAUAUUUUAUCUAUUGUUCCCCAAAAUAGUCUGUCGUCUUGUCUAUAUCCUUUGUGGGUCAUCUUCAGUAAUUAUCUGGAGAGGUCCAUUAUUGACCUUCUACAUGUGUAUUAUUACUAUUAAUCUACCUCUUUAUGUUACCCGUUAUACUAUUAUAAUAAUUUUCUACUAUUAAAGGUUGUGUCUUUACUUAUCUGAAAGUACAAAUUAGGGUUGCGUAUUAUCAGUAUUAUUUUGUAGUUAUGUAGUUUAUGUUAUUAUUGUUGCAUCACUACUUAUUAUUUAAGUAACAGUUCUACACUUGAAAUAUUAAUACCAAUAUCUUACUGAAAGUUUAAAAAAGAUGUAUGAGAAUUGACAUAAUUGUUCAUUUAUAGGAAUUGAUCAAGCUAUUAAAACUUUUUCUUUACCUUUUCAAGGUAUGUCGCAGUAACCAGUUUUAGUUAUAUUAAAAGAUCUCUUAGUUAUUUCUGAUAUAAGUGUUCAUUUAGUAAUACAAGCAAAAACGACCAAUUAUUAUGUUUGCUUUUCAUCAAAGUUGUUUUUUCCAUAUUACAUGAGGUGACUUUUAAUAUUUUAAAUAAUUAUUUUUUUAUGUAGGCGUUUUAAUCUUAGCAUAUACAUACCUUGUUUUCUUAAUUAUUUAAAAUGAACAAAAAAUGUAUGGACUGUACUAGCGAUUCAUUUGAAAACUGACUUGUUAAAAUGUUGAAUAGUUAUUUUUAAUACUGUUUUUUGUAAUGAAACAAACGAUUCUAUUUUUGAUGGGAUUUCAAGCUCUUAUAUUUGUUUAAGCGUUUUUAUAUAUUAACUGAGGGUUUUAACUUAUUGAUUCGUACUUACAACAUAAAAGUAAUAAAAACUUUUUGAAAUACUCAUUAGAUUUGUUGUAAAAUAGGUUUAGGUUCAAACGUAAAAUGUAGAUUAAUUCAUAGAUUGCCAUAUACAAAAACUUGUUUAUGAUAGGCUAAGAAGUUCUUGAAAGUAUAUUAUUUUUAUUUAUUAUUCGCAAAAAGUUUGAAAGUGUGCCAAAAUCUGUGUCUACUUGUUUCACAAAGCUUUAAAAUGUAUCUAAUUAUGCUUUUGCUUAUAAGUGCAAAGAAAUUUUACUACUCCGCUUAGAGUAUAGCAGUAAUUAUAAUUCCAAAGGUUGUUUCAGUAAUAUUUUAUAGGUACGUCAAAAUACCCUAUGUAGUGUGCGUAAUAUCUCUUCGUGUCUGGAACUAGACCGCGUAUCUAACACUAUUAAUAUCUGAAUAAAGCAAUACUUGAUACUACAAUAUAAGCGUAUAUUCUCGAAAAUUAUAAUUUUGAAUAGCAGGAUGUGCGGUCGUGCAGCACAGUGGUUGUGAUUACGUUACAAAACGCGCACGAACAGUUACAAUGUUAAAAAUAUCCAAAAAAAAUUACGAGUACCAUAAAUUAGUGACAGGUUAAUAAUUACUUAUACAAUUUUCAAAAUUGAUCUCAUUCAGCUUUAUAAAUUCAGAUAGAUUUGCUACCCUAUAUUGAAUUUCUCUUUAGGUCAGCAACGAAAGCGGUGCUCAUACCAUUUUCAUAUAUCGAUGUGACUUUUUAAAUGGGCGCGCAUAUAAAUUCUCAAUAGUGUUGCCACGUAUGGGAGGGGGCGCUAGUGACCUUUAUUUUAAUGUUACCUCCGCCAUUUGUACUCUCAAUAUCGCUUCCCACUACGUUUAUUUAUUAAACUUUAUUGUUAUCGAGUUGCAAUAUUCAUAAUAUUUUGCUAGCUUUCGGCGACUAUUAUUUCAGCUUUAAUUAUUAUUAUUUGCUUGCAAUAUUUUUAUUUGUAAUUCAGCUUUGUGCAAUUUUACGUUUAUUUAUUUUUAUAUUAUAAUUUAAAUUGUUUUUUGCUUUUUGCAAUAUUUUUGUUUGAGCGACGGCUUUUUUAUUUGUUUCAUGCCAGCGUCAUUAUUUAUAUUUGCUUAGCUUGCAAUACGUAACAAUAUUUUUUUGGAUUGAGAACUUAAGGCAAAAUUAGUUUCUAUAAAAUUAGUUUAGGGAAAAAAUUGAACUUCAUGUUGAAUUAUUAAUUUUCGACUGAUGUUUUGGAUGGUUUCCAAAGAUAUUUCUGUAAACAGAAUUAUUAUAGUGAUGUGUUGUUAAAUGGCUGUGUUUUUAUUUCAAUGAAAUAAUUUUGUUGAAGAAGUCUUUAAAGACAUACAUUUCGUUUUACGUAGUAUCACCUAAUUGAUGAUUGAACUUUUUUGAUGUAAGUGUGGAGUCAUCUAACUAAGGAUAAGUUUUAAACUAUUUAGGAUACGUAUGUAUGUACCUACUUGUUAGUACUAAAUGGUUGUUGUGGCUGUGUGUUACUCUAGAUCUAAAGUUAUUAAUGUACUUAUUGCUAUUUAUGUCUGAAAAAGGUUGUAAUGAUAAUCGUACCUAGUGAAAUAUUUUGAUCUCUAGAUUAGUAUUUUAACUAAUGUAAUAGUCAUCUGUGCGUUAAUAUCUCGAUUCAAAAAGUACAUAAAUGUUUUUUUUUUGUAAUAGUAAAUUCGUCCAGUGUGCUUAUGUAAGUAUUGGUUUUAAAUCUAUGUCAUAAAAACCAGGUUUGGAUUUUUUAAACUUUACAUUGUUUUAUAAGUUUGUUUUACGUAAAAUUCUGUACUAUGUCUCACUUUGAUAUUGCACAAUUAAUUAGACUAUAAUAUCAGUAAGGUAUAAAUAAGCAACAAUUUAACGGUCUACCGAUUCAGAACUUUUUUUCUGUGUAUCAAAAUAUCCUAUGUAAUUUAUUGGCUGCUUAAAAUAGCAGCUAUCAAUCAAAUGUUCUUGUGAUUUGGCAACAUUAAAUUAUAUUGCUAUAUAACCGUCCUAAAAAUAAAAUGCACUAUCAUUGCGAGAUUCUUGGAUCAUAUAUUUUGAAAAGGAUAUUAACGGCCUAGGUUUUAAUAUGUCAACGAAUCUACGUACUGUGAUUAUAUGACUCUUUUAAUGUAAGUAGUUUCAGGCUAAUUUCUUUAGUAUAUAAAUGUGAACACGCUUAAAUAUUGUGAUUAAUAGAAUGUCUCAGUAAACUGUGGCGCCGAUAUCGCUCCAAUUACGAAAUAUUCUUGCACCGAAAUAAUUAAAUGUCAUGCGCGGCAACUUGUUUCAAAUAAUUAUCUUAAAAAUAUGUUGCGAUUAGACAUACAAGUCAUAAUGUGAAUUAUUUUUUUCGAAGAUGAAAAUGAUGUUGUAACUUUGGUCUGUAAUUUGGAUUCUGCAUUUGAAGCGCUUUCGCACUAGCGGUUUUUCCGCACUUCUAUCAAGCGCGUUUUAACUGCGUACGUUAACAACUGACUAUAUUCGGUUCGAGACUUCACGCUCCAGAGUAUGCCGAAAAAUUUAACUAUGAAAGUGUGAAAACGCUGUUAUGGAGGAUCUAUAAAGAGUAAAAAUGUUAUCAUAAUGGGACUGACUCAAAAUGUUCAUUCUUUGGUCAAGUACCAAAAACCAUGAGAUUGGAUAUCGGCGCAAGAAAAGGCAUCACUGUCAAUCUUCAAUUUGUAAUUGACAGUUUGUAAUGUAGCACUGUCCAUGCCAAAAAUAACGUAUUUCUAUAAAAACUAAAUUAAUAAACGAUAUGUUUAACAAUUCA